UCCCAGUGUUACGUACUUACCAGGAAAUGGGGUGCAGCCAGUGAGCAGGUUCAACUGGAAAAGCUAACCCGUAUGCAAAAAAAGAUCGUCAGCUGUAAAACAGAGCAUAUUAGCCAAGUUACAGGAAGCAGUGGAAGUCAAUCUCGGGACGGCCAUGACCUACACGUUGUUUGAAUAUGCCAAGGAAAAUAAAGAGCAGCUCAUGGAGAAUCAUCAUCCUGUUCCUUCUGCUACGUCCAUAAGCAAUAUCAUCUCAGUGGAAACUCCUAACACAGCCCCAUCAAGUAAGAAAAAAGACAAAAAAGAACAACUUUCAAAAGCCCAGAAACGUAAGCUGGCAGAUAAAACAGAUCACAAAGGAGGACUUCCUCGAGGUUGGAACUGGGUUGAUGUGGUGAAGCAUUUAAGCAAAACUGGCUCUAAAGAUGAUGAAUAGCACUUGGAAUUUGAGACGAGGGAGGAAGAGCAUCCUAAAAGGUACUGUUAUGAAUGGUCAAUAUGAGAAUUUAUUACAUUUAUUUUAGGAUUUUACUCUUAUGCACUCAAGUUCUUCCUGUAUUCUUACUUGACUGAACAGGUAGUGCAAGAAUUUUGGAUGUUCAGAAAAAGGUACAUUGUGAAAUUCUGGUUAAAGUCAGAAAUAUUUG
Molecule: messenger RNA, 647 nt
Organism: Balaenoptera acutorostrata (minke whale)
Lineage: Eukaryota; Metazoa; Chordata; Mammalia; Artiodactyla; Balaenopteridae
Product: RWD domain-containing protein 4-like
Exons: 2
Coding region: 155-436 (93 amino acids)
Source: RefSeq, a predicted model, not a curated record